AUGUCAGAAGACGGCUGGAUCACAGAGUCUGUUGUGCAGUUUACCCGAAGUCCACUCUGGCGUACACCUGUUGACAACUUUGUGGAUGACAAUUGUUGGCUCUUUACGGAUGAUACUGAAAUGAAAGUGGAGCAGACGGAAGUGCAUUUCGCAUUCCGUAAACUUAUUGAUGAACUUCUUACAUCAUUCGUUCAAGAUAUAGGCGUCAGUUUAGAAAGUGUGAUUGACGCCGUACAUCACUCUGUUGAAGGAGCAUCCAAUGAAAAGGAUAGUGCGGAGCAGUUUCUCAAUUACAUUUUCUACGUGGAUGAUUUCCGCUCUUUUCAUAAGAUGAUGGUAAAACGAAAUAUUCAACUUGAUAUUCUCGCCUCUCGAGCCUUGGAGCAACAGGCUAAAGGUGAAGAAGGCUCUCUCAUUGAUGAAUCCACAUUAGAUGAGGAGACGGCGAUAAAGUUAGCCAUUGAGGCCUCUCUUCAGGCUGAGGCCAAUACACGUAAAGAGAUGGAAUUAGAGGAUGUUCAAAUACAAGAAGCCCUCGCCUUAUCUAUUGCGGCAGAGGAAGAACGUAUUCGUCGGGCUGGUCAAAUAGUUCAGGAAGAGGCGGCAAAGGAGGCCACACAGGUGGGAACUGCAGUGGCAGAGCAAUCAAAGAAUGAAAAGUUAAAUGCAUUAAAUGAGGAACGAGAACAUGUGAUUGAAAAAUUGGAAGCACGUGCACUUGAAGUACGACAGGAAACUCUCGUUCGACACAUUACCGCAACGCAGGAAGUUCCACCAACAUCAUCUGGUAGUCCAUCUCCAAGUAAAUCACCAUCGAAACAGGCAACACCUUCAAAACCAACAGCAGUGCAUAAUGAACAAUCUGUACUACCAAAGAAUAAUACUACUACUACAGCAACAGCAGGAGGAGCAGGAGGAGCCCCACCGGCUUCUACAGCUCAGAAGAGUGUUGCACCUCUGCGUUCAGCCCCAGGUAAGGGAUUUGGAUUUAAACCACUUCCAUCUAUUCAACCUUCUUUCAAGGAACUCAAGGAGACUGUAGCAAAUACCGUUACCCCAGUGAAGCCGGAACCCGUACAGACCUCUUCAACUCCACCACCUCCUACAUUAGAGGAGAUGGAGGCACGAGCACGAUAUAUGCGUGAGCAGCGAGAGAAAAUAUUAAUGCAGAAAAAAGCAAGCCGAGAAAAGGAGUUACAGGAGUACGCUUCUAAAGGUGGUAAAGCAAAUGACAAGUCAGAUGCUCUUCCAGAUGGUGAAAAGCAAAUGACACUUGAAUUGGCACGGCGUCUUCGUGAGGAUAUUGUUCGAGAGGCAACCAAAUAA
Trypanosoma theileri is the source of this 1326-nucleotide messenger RNA. RefSeq names its product putative coiled-coil domain-containing protein 104. Bases 1 to 1326 code for a protein of 441 amino acids. NCBI's taxonomy places the organism in Eukaryota, Euglenozoa, Kinetoplastea, Trypanosomatida, Trypanosomatidae. The record is from RefSeq and is a predicted model, not a curated record. The transcript has a single exon. Gene Ontology annotation, cellular component: ciliary base; axoneme.